CUGUAGUUUCCUCAGAAAAACUACAGUCCAUCGUCGGUGCUUUGUCUCUUCCUUACUUCUUCCUAUCUCUUCUCCAUUUCUCACUCUUUUGACUCCCAUGUCAUUCUGUUUUCCUCUCCUCUAAAACCCCCCAUUACCCAAUUUCUUCUCUUUACACUAAAAAAGAGAGGCUGAGCUUAAUGGGUCCAGACAACAGCUUCACAGCUCAGAAAAGAGCUGGUGGAGCACUACCCACCACCGCCACACCCAACGGCGGCGCCGGAGGCGGCCGUGCCAGUUCCAUUUUACCUCGGGGAAGACAGAUCCAACGUACUUUCAACAACAUUAAGAUUACUCUUCUUUGCGGCUUUGUUACUAUCCUUGUCCUACGUGGCACAAUUGGUUUCGGCAAUCUCGCUUCAUCAGGACCUGAUGCUGAGAACCUGAAUCUAAUCGAGGAGACUAACCGGAUCAUAGCCGAGAUCCGAUCCGAUAAGGACCCGGAUGACUUCUUCAGCCUUAAUGCAACGUACAGGUUAGGUCCGAAGAUUACUGCCUGGGAUGAAGACAAGAAACUCUGGCUUCAGAAAAACCCUGAAUUCCCUAAUUUUGUUCAAGGUAAGCCUCGUGUUAUGCUAGUAACUGGUUCGCCGCCGACCCCUUGUGAUAAUCCAAUUGGGGAUCAUUACUUGUUGAAGGCUAUAAAGAAUAAAAUUGAUUAUUGUAGGAUCCAUGGGAUUGAAAUUGUUUAUAAUUUAGCUCAAUUGGAAAUGGAAAUGGCUGGGUAUUGGGCUAAACUGCCGUUGAUUCGUAGGCUAAUGUUGUCACACCCUGAAGUAGAGUGGAUAUGGUGGAUGGACAGUGAUGCUUUAUUCACUGAUAUGGUUUUUGAGAUCCCUUUUUCCAAGUACGAAGAUCACAAUCUUGUUAUUCAUGGCUACCCAGAUCUAUUGUUUGAUCAGAAAUCAUGGGUUGCGAUAAACACGGGUAGUUUCCUCUUAAGGAAUUGCCAGUGGUCUCUUGAUUUGUUGGAUACAUGGGCACCAAUGGGGCCGAAAGGUCCUGUUCGUGAAGAAGCUGGGAAGGUGUUGACAGCUAACUUAAAGGGCAGACCAGCAUUCGAAGCAGAUGAUCAGUCUGCCCUAAUAUACUUGCUGACCUCACAGAAAGAUCAGUGGAUGGACAAGGUGUCCAUUGAGAAUUCUUACUAUCUACAUGGAUAUUGGGCAGGGUUAGUUGAUAGGUAUGAGGAGAUGAUUGAGAAGUACCAUCCAGGUUUGGGCGAUGAAAGAUGGCCAUUCGUGACUCAUUUUGUGGGAUGCAAGCCAUGUGGGAGCUAUGGAGAUUAUCCUGCUGAGAGGUGCUUGAAAAAUAUGGAGAAGGCUUUCAAUUUUGCAGAUAAUCAAGUGCUUAACUUGUAUGGGUUUAGACAUAAGGGAUUGUUGAGCCCAAACAUCAAAAGGAUUAGGAAUGAAACAGAUAAUCCACUACAGUAUGUAGAUCAGUUAGAUGUUCGACAUGCAAAGCAUGAGAGCACAGAAACUCAGAGCUAGUGGCCACACCAGCUUUUGCACAGAAGAAUCUGCAGGGUGCGACUGAGGUUUUGACCUGUCAUGGAUGAGAAUGGCACUCUCGGAAUGAAGUGGUCGUGCUUCUUCUGGUUGUUAUACUUUGGUGGUCAAGCCUUGCAUCUUUUUUUUCCUCCCACGGUUUUAAGUUUGUGUUAGGUUUACUUAUUUCUAGCAACAUUUUAGUUUCUCAGCGAGAUGACUUUUGAACUGUAUGAAUGAUGUGUUUGGAAAAAACGGCUGGAAUCAAAUAGAAUGAGUGUAGAAUUCGUCUAGAUAGCUUCAACACGAGUUACUCACUCUCAACCUACAGCUUUGGUAGGUAUAAGAUGUAAUCACACUUGUAUAAUUGCAAUUCUUGGACGGUUUUUUCUUUUGGUUAAUGAUUUUUUGGUAUAUGAUAGUGGAUCAUAAAGUUAUAUGAA
Messenger RNA from Solanum verrucosum, 1972 nucleotides. Its product is annotated as probable xyloglucan 6-xylosyltransferase 5. The record is from RefSeq and is a predicted model, not a curated record. The transcript is spliced from 2 exons. Gene Ontology annotation, cellular component: membrane; trans-Golgi network; endosome. NCBI's taxonomy places the organism in Eukaryota, Viridiplantae, Streptophyta, Magnoliopsida, Solanales, Solanaceae. Bases 180 to 1532 code for a protein of 450 amino acids. Gene Ontology annotation, molecular function: hexosyltransferase activity. Gene Ontology annotation, biological process: xyloglucan biosynthetic process.